AUGGUCUUCCGAGUAUGGGUAAAAACGUCAUUUCUCCUCACUAUAUUUUAUCUUCAUUUCCCGAAUUAUUAUGUCCACGUCCACGCCAGAAACGAUGCAUUUGGGACCGGCGACGAGCUCAGUCCACUCCUGCCGGCCGAAACACAUACCAUUGUAAUUUGUGGAGUUUCUUUUGUGGUGAUUGUAGCCCAAAUUGAUCUGCGGAAGCCAGAAACAACAACCCCCUCUCCGUCCUGCCAGUUCCUCAAAAUCAUCAUUCUCUGCAUCUUCCGGUGUGGCAUUCUCAACGGCCAUGUUCAAUCAACAAUCCCCCAAUUCGCCUUCUUCAAGGCCACAUAUUUCGCCGGCAACCCUCACCUCUGUGGAUCUUUUCUGAACAACCCAUGCGACCUCGCCCCAAUUUCCAGUCCGCCGAGGAAAUCCCACGGCGAUUUCAAGCUGAUUUUCGCGGCUGCCGCCAUCAUCAAGGCCAAGUCUUUCAAGAAAACGGGUCGGUUUGUGGAAAAUGACGUCAUUCCAGAAGCUGGAUUUCACGGUCUCCGACGUCCUGGAAUGCCUGAGAGACGGCAAUGUGAUCGGCCGGGGUAGUCUACCAUAGCAAAACCCCUAACGACGUCGAAAUUGCAGUGAAAAAACUCCUGCGAUUCAACAACACCACCCACAACCACGGCUUCCGGGCCGAGAUCCGGACCCUAGGCAACAUCCGACACCGAAACAUCGUCCGAUUGCUGGCAUUCUGCUCCAAUAAGGACACCAACCUUCUGGUCUACGAGUACAUGAGAAACGGUAGCUUAGGCGAGGCUUUGCACGGCAAAAAAGGCGAGGUUAUUGGUGGAGGGUUUCUCAGGUCUUUGGCCAUUGACUCUCCGAAAUUUGGCUCUCCGUCUCCACAUCUUUGGCCAUUGACGAGUACGAUGAUGUUCUUGGUGGAGGGUUUCUCAGGUCUGAAAAUGGGAGGCCAUCUCCAUAACCAAUUGUAUUUGUACAGUAUUCAGAAUGCUUGUGAGAGUAAUGGAGAUUCUGCUGAAAAUGAGGCUGCAGAGGUUUCUUUCUAAACCCAGACAACCUUCGA
Messenger RNA from Ipomoea nil (Japanese morning glory), 1072 nucleotides. RefSeq lists its product as uncharacterized. NCBI's taxonomy places the organism in Eukaryota, Viridiplantae, Streptophyta, Magnoliopsida, Solanales, Convolvulaceae. The transcript has 3 exons. The coding region runs from base 1 to 588 and encodes 195 amino acids. The record is from RefSeq and is a predicted model, not a curated record.